Messenger RNA from Truncatella angustata, 570 nucleotides. RefSeq lists its product as uncharacterized. The coding region runs from base 1 to 570 and encodes 189 amino acids. NCBI's taxonomy places the organism in Eukaryota, Fungi, Ascomycota, Sordariomycetes, Amphisphaeriales, Sporocadaceae. The transcript has a single exon. The record is from RefSeq and is a predicted model, not a curated record.
AUGCCGGCACCAAACGACCUGAGAAUGGGCACUUCCAGCUCUACCAACGGCUACCUCCCUCGCCCGACCAGUGAUGGCAACGACAGCGAAAAGGAACAAGGCACAGGGAGGAAGUGGUGGUGGCUCUGGUUAAUACCCCUGUUCCUGAUGCCAUUCCUUCUUACCGGCGAGGUCGUGACGGCAAUCUUUUCUACCCUUUCCCACCUUGGUAUCUUUUUUCUCUCUAUCUCCUUGCUUGCGGCAUGGCCGUACUGCGUCUUCCAAGCUGUUUGCAGGCAAGCCCAGAAUCACCCACUUUGGUCAGCAAUCGUUGCCUGCAAUCGUAUCCAAAGAGGCGGCUCGGUCGAAGAUAUUAUUUUAGACAUCGUUAACAGUCUAGUGAAUGCCUAUCUGGCUGAGUUCAAGCUCAAGCUCGGCUUUAGCGUCAUUGAGUUUCUCUACAGUAAUGUUGUUGCGAUUCUGAGUACAGUCCGGACCACGAUAGCGACAGUGGGUCACGAGAUUGUUCAGGCUCUCAUGAUCUAUGCUGGCUUUCUGGAGCACAUUCUGAGUGAGUAUUUGUAUUCUUGA